GAACUUACUUGGAGAAAAACAAAGGUCUGAUAGAGCCUAAAUCUGAAAUUCCCACUUUCACUAUAUUGUUCUUUGAUAAUUUUAAUGAGCACAACGCCUCUUUUUUUGGAUGGUUAAGUUUGUGAUCAAUGGACUUUCAGUCUGUGGAGAGGAUAAUCUCAAUAAUUUAUCAACCACAGACCGUGUUCCGCAUUCGUCUUGUUAACCGUUGUUCCUCAACAAUAGCUGGUCACCCAGAAGCUGUUCUUUCUGUUGCUUUCAAUCCUGAUGGGCAGCAUUUGGCAAUUGGUUCUGGUGAUACCAUUGUCCGACUGUGGGACCUAAAUACUAAGACACCAAUGCUCACAAGACACAAGAAUUGGGUUCUUUGUGUCGCGUGGUCAUCAGAUGGAAAGCAUCUCGUGAGUGGUAGCAAGCUGGAGGACUACAAUGUUGGGACCCAGAGACAGGGAAGUCAUCAGGCUAUCCACUGAUUGUAAAGUCUUUAUCCUAAAGUAACUAUGUUAUUGAUAUUUUAUUGUCUGUUGUCUUGCUCUUGGGGCAUGUUAAAAGCAGUAGAGUAUUUUUGUCCUGGUUUUAGUUGGUUGUUUUUUGCCAAUUUAACCAUUGAAAUUAAUAUUUUGAAUCUAC
This is a messenger RNA of Rubroshorea leprosula, 630 nucleotides long. NCBI's taxonomy places the organism in Eukaryota, Viridiplantae, Streptophyta, Magnoliopsida, Malvales, Dipterocarpaceae. The record is from the annotation of a GenBank genome assembly.